CUGUUGAAUUUGUGUAACUGAGACACUGACGGGUUAAAGUGACUAAACUUUGCAGACCAACCACUCACCAGUAGAGACUCAUAUCAGUUAUUCUAUCUUUGUGUGUUUGGAAUCUGUGCGUCGGUGGGCAGUACGUGUCGGGUACACGCUCUUCCCCUUGGCUCGGGUUUGCUCAGACGGGGGUUGGUCCCCUGUCUAGGACUCUGCAUGGCGAUUGGAGAGAGCGGGCUAGGCCCAGGAGCCUCCCACCUCUGACACACUUUCAGCACUGCACCAAGCGGCAUGACUUUCACUGGGCUCCAAGGGCGGGCGGUGCGCCUUCAGGAAUAAACAAACAAAUAUGGAGGCCGUCAGAGUGCAAGUGUACAGACCCUGCUCAUUUGACUGUGUCCCUGCGGAGCAGCAUGGCUCCUCCAAACCUCCGCUCAGCUCCUCGGCCACAACCUCACGCAUCUUGCUGCGACAACAGCUGAUGCGGGAGCAGCUUCAGGAGCAGGAACGACGGGAGCAGCGGAGGCAGCAGGCCUCCCAGUACCCACAAACCACAGCAGCACAGACCCCUGCCAUCAAUGUCACCGUCCCUGCCCCGCCCGCUGCCCAGGUGCCCAUGGAGGUGCUGAAGGUGCAGACUCACCUGGAGAACCCGACCAAGUAUCACAUCCAGCGCUCGCAGCAGCAGCAGGUCAAGCAGUACCUGGGAAAGCUUGGCUCGCAGGUGUUAAGCUUGCCCUGCCCCAACCAGUCCUCUGACCACGGGGGCAUGCCGCCAGGGCCGGGAAACAGCGCCCCCAACAGCCCUAUGGCCUUACUGACCCUGAACUCUAAUUGCGAGAAAGAGAUGGAUGAUGUCAUCGACGACAUUAUUAGUCUGGAGUCCAGUUACAGUGAUGAUAUCCUCGGCCUGAUGGACCCAGGGCUUCAAAUAGCCAACACGAUCCCGGUUCCAGGCAACCUCAUGGACAUGUAUGGAAGUCAGGGCAUGUCCCAGCAAGGUCUGCCCAUCAGCAACUCCUGUCCUGCCAACCUGCCCAACAUCAAAAGGGAAUACUCAGUUUCACAAUCUCCGGCGAUCAUGCACAUGCUGGACAAGUCUGGAUCCUGUGGCAAAUUUGACAACUAUCAGCGGCCUGAAGGAUUUCCUGUUGAAGCUGAGGUAAGAGCUCUGGCAAAGGAGAGACAAAAAAAGGACAACCACAACUUAAUCGAGAGAAGACGACGGUUUAACAUCAAUGAUCGAAUUAAGGAACUGGGAACUUUAAUUCCAAAGUCAAACGACCCAGACAUGCGCUGGAACAAAGGCACCAUCCUCAAGGCAUCUGUGGACUACAUCAGGAAGCUACAGCGGGAGCAACUAAGGGCCAAAGAACUGGAGAGCCGUCAAAGGAAGCUUGAAAAUGCCAAUCGGCAUCUUAUGCUUAGGAUACAGGAGUUAGAGAUGCAGGCUCGAGCUCACGGCCUGGUCCUCGCGUCCUCGGCACUCUGCUCAGCUGACCUCGGCGGCCGGAGCAUCAAGCAGGAGCCCCUUCUGGAGGACUGUCACCAGGACCUGUACACACUCCACCCCCACCCGCAUCACCAGCACCACCCCGACUGUACCCCUGAGCCCCCCGGCACCUUGGAGUUCAACGAGGGCCACCCCAAUUUCUCAGACGGGCACUACGGCGUUCACAGCAAGCAGGCCUCCAAACUCAACGACAUCCUCAUGGAAGACAACAUAUCGCCGGUGCAAGGGGGGGACCCUUUGCUCUCAUCAGUCUCACCAGACGCCUCAAAGGACAGCAGUCGUAAAAGCAGUGUAAGCAUGGAUGAGAAUGAUCAGGUCUGUUAGCACCCCCUACUGGCUGCUGGAGGUUCUCACCCCAUCACUUCUCUGUCUGUCUGUGUUUACACUACGGUUUUAAUCUUUUGCCGUCUUUUGUUGUGAUAUUUUUUUGUCUUUUUAAGCCCUCAAGCUUGAGUUGAAGGACUGAUGUUAAUGUCUGUUGGCUUUAAUCAAACCUUUUAUGAGAAUGAGUUACAUAUGUAGAGUUUUAUAUGUAAAAGAAAAGACAUGUAUUGUAUGGUAGGGGCUAAAUGAUGUUGUUUGUGGUGAUUCCAAGGGGAAAUGUUCAAUUAUGGUGAGAUAUAUCUUGUGUGGCGAGAACACUUUUUGAAUCACUAGCAAUAAUAGAAGGAAUAUCUGUUAAUUACUGUAGUGCUUUACACUCCUCCUGUCUUAGAACUUGAACGUGCAGAUGCCUUAUUGACAGUUUUGUAUCGCUAUGCACACGCUGUGGUUGUCAGUCAUCUGCCAAUGGAAGCUUCUUUAUGCACAAACAUUAAUCACUUGUAGGUGUAAGCGUAUUUAUGUAUCUAAAGGAAUUUGUUCGUACAUUCCCCCUUUAACUUAAUUUAUAUAUAUAUAUAUAUAUAUAAACAUAAGUAUAAGCAGUUUUAUUCGGUGUUGUGGCAAAUCAGUCCAGUUUUUCAGAGUUUCUCCACAGCGAUGCCUUGUAGCUGUCCAGUGCUGCUUUAGAAAGGAAUAGCACACUUCCAGACAAGCGAUGAAUAAAAGGAAAGUGUGAAUCGAUAGACUCCAAGAGUAAUGAAGAUCAGUUGAAAUAGAAUGGAAGAGAGACAAAAUAUUGAUUCGGCCUUCAACCCCAGCUACCUCAGCUAUCUAAUGUGGGAUAUAAUAAAUAGCAUUCUUUAUGAUGCACGUGGAUGCAGAGCAGAGCGGUCACCUUGUGAGGAUGUUGGAUUUCCCUUUCAUUUCUUACCGGAAUAAAUAAAUUUAGUCAUUUCGCUUGACAGCAAUGUGCAUAAUCCUAAAAAUAUGAUUUAAGCACGUGACUGACGUACUACAGAUGAAGUUUGUAGAACCGAUUCACAGCUGUAACUCGAUAGAUGGAGCCUUUUUCAGCCCAAACUGGAAAUUUGGUUUGAUUCCCUAUUUGAUUCCCUAUUUACUAUGACACUAAUGAGACUGUAUUCUACAGAUGGCUGAAGACCAAAAAAUAUACUGAAACACCACCAGUGACUAGAAUAUGUUACUAAUAGUGGUUUAUAAGAACAAACUGUACAAAAAAGUCGAUAUUUUUCACAAUUACAAAGUAAACGUUAGCGUCUCAGAGUGGCAAUCAACAAUUUUCAUUCAAUAAUAGCCAGCGUUAGUAGCUAUCCAUCCAUCCAUCUUCUACCGCUUAUUCGAGGUCAGGUAGCGGAGGCAGCAGCCUAAGCAGGGAAGCCCGGACUUCCCUCUCCCCGGCCCCUUCGUCCAGCGUCAAGCGUGUUGCUUGCAGUACUUUCAAACACGAGCAGCCUCUGGACAGCUGGGGAACUCAUACUGCAUACAGUCCCUUUAACCCAUGCAUAAAUGUAUCAUAAAGAACACAAAAUAAUAAGCAAGAAUUUAAAAGGCAUUUUCAAAGCAAUUGCUUGACGAUCAAUUAGAUUGCUUAGAACAGACUUAGCAAGUGCAGCACACUGAGAAUAUAAUGCAACUGGAGCAUUUUCCUCGAGUGUACUUUGUGAGUUUUUAGACUUUGUUCUGUCACUGCAGGAACUAAAAAGUUGGCUGAGCAGGGCUUUUUUUUUUUUUUUUUUUUAGUUUUUUUCUUUAUUUUUCACAAGCUGCUGCACUUCCCCUGAAGUCUUCUGGUGCUUCCCAGGGGAGGCCCACCUCACACUAGGAAAACCCCUGGCUUUGAGCUUUUUACAGUAAUAUGACAAUCAGCGACGGUGCAAGUUUGCUGCUAUGCGGCGUAAUCGGUGUAUUGUACUGUCAAAAUCUAUGACUAGAAGUCCUCGGUUUAUAUUUCUUAGAUCAAAAUAUUUGUUUUCUACACCAACCCCCUUUAUGCAAACAUUAUUUUAUGAAGGAGUGUAAGGAGACUGUUUGAAUGACAUGCAUGAAAAAAAGAAACACUGGAAUGAGCUCUGCAAAUCAAAUCCUAUUUUUUUUGUAUUAUUUCGUAUUCUCAUUGCGUAACUAUUGUAUUUUGGUUUUUUCAAACAAACACAAUCUACAAUACAGGAAGGUUGAUUCUCAGCGGUGCGUUGGACGUUGUGCAUUUUGUUUUUCAGCAGUUGGAGCAUAAGCACGCUUUUGUUCACCUGCCUCGCUACAGCUCAGCCUCCGUGUUCAGCACUUGUGCCUGUAUGGAGUCACGUGGUGACCAUGUCAUGAUGUGCUACUCAAAGUGGAUCUUUUUGAAAUGAUGUAAGUGCCUUGUCGUGGUUUCGGUUUCUGUUACCCUCGCUGAUGUAUACUGACUGAUUUUUUUUUUACUGUUGUUUCGGGCUUCCUCCUUUAGGAAGAAUGUCAAGCUGCUUUAGGACACUUUUGUAACUCCAAAAGGCUCUCCGACGUGGAAGUGUAGCUUUUUUUUAUCGGUACAUGGUGUUGCUUGAUAAAAUGAAUAAACCAAUGACGUGUUUGAAUGAAUAAUCAUGGACAAUGUAAUGUACAAACUCUGAAAAACAACCAUUAAUUUUCCACUGAUUAAAACUUCAGCUAUUCUUGUUUAAUGUAUAUUUUUACAUAUUUUGGGGGUAAAACAUUUUGUAUUACAUGUUGUCCACAUGUCAAUGUUCCAUCAAUUCUCCCUGGCUGUAACGUCCGAUUGGCCAAAGUCAGAUUGUAGAUUCCACUAAAGUUUCCACUAAACACAGAUAAACAUCCAUUUUCAGCAUAGAGUAUACUGUAUUAGUUCAUCAUCAUAUUUUAUAUUAUGUUAUUUAUUUAGUGUUGAACGCUUUUCAAAUCCCAAAACACUUUUAUAAUCCCAAUUUGAGGCACACCAGCCUGAAUGUGAUUCCAACAGAUGACUGCCAGAAUGUGACAGUUUCUGUAAAUUGUAGCGUAUGUUCUUAUGCCAAAAUAAAACCAUAAAGCACAAUCUGACAUCCAGUUGUGGUGUGGUAGAAUAAGAUGACGUAAAAGUGGCCUUGUACACAUCCUUCGACUGAAACCACAUCCGCUUUUUGACGUGAAGACCCCCCCCCCCAACCUCUGUCAUUUAAGUUUAUGGCACAUUUACAUGUGAAAUAAAAAAUCAAGUGUGUGCUUGUUGCCGUGGUUCAGCCGUCAUGUGUUCUCUCAUAGUGUUUGUCGUCAUUACUGCACACGGUUAACACUGAACUCAAACGCCGUGUGGAUAAAAACAUGAAAUGGUUGAAAGGUUUGGGAUAUUCAUUGUAUGAUUGAUGUAUGAUUAUUACACAUAUUUCAGUAGGAACAUAAUGUUUUUUUGCGUUCACUGUUUUAAUUGAGCACGUUUUUCCAUAAGUGAAAGGGCUACUGUAGGACAGAAGCAUCACUAAACAAGCUCUUCCGUUCAUUUAUGGUCCGCUCGCCAAAGGACGUCAUCUUCAAUCAUCUCAUGGAAAAGUUCCACAACAAAUAAGAAGAAAU
Dunckerocampus dactyliophorus (ringed pipefish) is the source of this 5395-nucleotide messenger RNA. RefSeq names its product melanocyte inducing transcription factor b (gene mitfb). Bases 341 to 1828 code for a protein of 495 amino acids. Gene Ontology annotation, biological process: regulation of transcription by RNA polymerase II; melanocyte differentiation. The transcript has 10 exons. Gene Ontology annotation, cellular component: nucleus. The record is from RefSeq and is a predicted model, not a curated record. NCBI's taxonomy places the organism in Eukaryota, Metazoa, Chordata, Actinopteri, Syngnathiformes, Syngnathidae. Gene Ontology annotation, molecular function: RNA polymerase II cis-regulatory region sequence-specific DNA binding; protein dimerization activity; DNA-binding transcription factor activity, RNA polymerase II-specific.